Rotaria sp. Silwood2 is the source of this 756-nucleotide messenger RNA. The record is from the annotation of a GenBank genome assembly. Lineage: Eukaryota; Metazoa; Rotifera; Eurotatoria; Philodinida; Philodinidae.
AUGAAUUGUUCUACCGUUAAUAUUCUUGAUCUAUCUGAUGAAAUGUUGCUGACUAUUCUGAACAAACUCAGUAAUACUGAUGUAUUGUAUUCAUUCAUAGAAGUCAAUCGAAAACUCGAUAGAUUGGCGCGGGACAUUACUUUUACACAGUCUGUUGAUUUAGUAACAAUAUUAUCAAAUGAGCAUGAUGAUUCAAGAAACAAGUCAGUACUUGAUCGAUUUUGUUCUGAUAUAAUACCUCAAAUUCAACACAAUAUUGAAUGUUUUACUCUUGAUCCAUUGUCAAUUGAUGGUGUUCUUUGCACUGAAAAUUAUUCUAAACUUCAUAAACUAACUCUUGUUAAUCUUCAACUCGAAGUGGCCGCCGACGAAUCAUCAUUUGUUCGUAUUUUCAAACAUAAGAUUUCACAUCUUACUGUUACAAUUAAUGAUAACAGCACAGCUCAAUAUAUACGGAAAUUAUCCACAAAUGUUUUCACCACUAUUUUUACGAUGUUUACAAAUUUAACUGAUCUUCAUUUCAGUUUAAAAGACAUUUGCCGCUAUCCACAAACUUCACUUAUUGAUUUAGUAUCUACAACAUGUUAUCCAUCAAAUAUUAUUUAUUUGAAUGUUAGAGUGCGCAAUUUUAACGAUUGUCUUUCUUUACUUGAUGGACGUCUUUGGAAAUUACAAACAUUUAUUGUCGAAAUUGAUAGGAUUAAUACAACCUCAAUGACUAUCAACAAUACGGUAAAAUAUUUUAAGUUACGGUGA